ACCUCUGAAAGCCCAAAUGUUAAAACCUCUGAAUGCCAAACGUUCUCUACCAUAAGCACGCAGGCCGCUCCGCAGCACAAAGAGAAGCUAAGGACUUGGAGAGUCUCACUCUCUCUUCGGAUUUGCAUUGGAAUCCAGGAGUACGAACGCGAAGGAUUGAUUUGGGGAUCAAUGGCAUCGAAGUUGCGUCAGUUGCAAUCUAAGGCUUGUCAAGCAACACAAUUUGUGUCCCAACAUGGAGGUACCUACUACAAGCAGUUGUUAGAGCAGAACAAGCAGUACAUUCAGCACCCACCAACCGUGGAGAAGUGCAACGAGUUGUCCAAGCAAUUGUUUUACACUCGACUUGCUAGUAUUCCUGGUCGUACCGAGUCAUUCUGGAAGGAAGUUGAUUAUGUCAAGCAUUUGUGGAAGAAUAGGAAGGAGUUGAAGGUUGAAGAUGCUGGAAUUGCUGCUUUGUUUGGGCUGGAAUGCUUUGCAUGGUUUUGUGCCGGUGAGAUUGUUGGAAGGGGAUUUACUUUCACCGGUUACUAUGUCUAAGAGCAACCAUAAGGUAAAUGUUUCUUGGGAUUGCACGUGUAAGCCUUUCUCGUCAUUUGUGGUUGAUCUGAACCGCGAGUACUGUACUUGAAAUUUUUCGUUUUCCUAGUCGAAUUUUUGAAGCUGAGAAAUCGGUGGGCAAGUUUGACAGCCAUAAUAAUCAAAUGUAUCUGAAAGUAACUUGAAUGGGAUGUUGUUCGGUUA
Messenger RNA from Pyrus x bretschneideri (Chinese white pear), 744 nucleotides. RefSeq lists its product as uncharacterized. The transcript has 3 exons. NCBI's taxonomy places the organism in Eukaryota, Viridiplantae, Streptophyta, Magnoliopsida, Rosales, Rosaceae. The record is from RefSeq and is a predicted model, not a curated record. Gene Ontology annotation, molecular function: proton transmembrane transporter activity. Gene Ontology annotation, biological process: proton motive force-driven ATP synthesis. Bases 172 to 540 code for a protein of 122 amino acids.